AUGAUUCAAUUAUAAGAAGCUCUUUUUGGAAAAGAUAUAGUAAAAAAUAUUCAUAUAUUAGGAAUCAGCUAUAGUAAAUAAUGAAGAUGAAAUAAACUUCUUAGCCUAAUAUGUUCUUUAAAAAAUCAAUGUGCUUGAAGUACAAGAUCAAAAUUCUUUUAAUAAUUAGUCUACAUUUGCCUAUAAAUUUGGUUCUGUGUACAUUGAUACAUGUAAUUAAAUAGAGAAGCAAUUUAACCAUAAGUCAAAACAUAAUUAUCUUUUGUAUAAAUAAAAAAUUGAAAUUGUUAUUGCAAAAAAAGUAAGAAAAAUAGCAAAGGAAAAAUAAAACUCAUUGUAUUUGUAACUUCUUUAACCUUUAAAAUAAAAAUAUCAAAAAUUUGAUAUAACUUUGUCAAAAAAGAAAAAUAUUAUUUCAUUAAAUGAAGAAUAUUAAUAAAGUUAAAUGAAAUUUGUUUAAAGCAUCUAUCAAUUUUAACCCAAAUGUAUGAAUUGGGUUUUGAUUAAAUUUGAAGAAAAAUUGAAGAAAAAAUUGAUAUAUUAAACAAUUGAAAUAUAAAAAGCAAUUACACAAAAACAAUACUACAAACCUAUAGUUAAAUAUUAUGUUGAAAAUUAUUUAAUUAAUUAAAAGUUUUAGAUGUUGAAUAAAACUGUUAUCAUACAACUUAUAGAAUUUGCAUAUUAAAUGAAUAAAUCAAAAUUUUAAGAUGUUCAAUUAGGUUUUUAAAAAUUCAUUUUAGAGUUAUCUAGUAUAUAGUAUCUUUAAUUAAAUUAAGAUGACAUUAACUAGAUAUUUAAUUAAAAAGAGUAAAGGAUUUAAAAGUACUUUUUUGAAAAUUUUUCAGUAAAACAAACAAUGGAAUUAAUUAUUGAACUCUUCAUUUUAUUAUCAGGUUUUAAAUAUAACAAUAAGUCAAUGUAUAUUGAAAAAUAUUAACCAUCAAGCCAUGCUUUUUUAUUAAAAUUUUGUUAAGAAAUCAAUGAUGGCAGAUGGGAAUUUACUAAUUCUUAAAUCUUAAAGCUGGCUGAUAAGGUUCUGGGAAAAAUUCAUUACUAAAUAGUUUAAUAGUUAAAUGAAAAAUCAACAAAUAUAGUAGUUCUUAAUAUUAAAAAUAAGAAAGAGAAAAUUUAAAUUGAACUUUUUGGUCAGAAUCGAGAAGCUUUAUCUAAAUUUAGAUCAAAAAAUUAGGCUUACUAUUUUUCUUCUUUAUAUUAAAACAAUGAUCGAUAAGACAAAAUUGAUGAUAUACUUUCUGAUAAGUUUACUAAAUUUAUCAGUAAUAUCGAAUAAUUGAAACCAUAAGAUUUAAAACGAUAUGCGAAACCAGAAAUGUUCUAUUUAUAAUCUCUAAGUGGAGGUAAGCUGAGAUCUAAUGUGAUCACUAUAUUUGUAAAUGGAUUCAUAACAUAAAGUGACCAGAAAGUAGCUAAUCUUUGGCCAUUUAAUUAAGAUUCUUAUCUUGAAACAUUAGUUCUUGGGUGGAGUGCUUCAUGCUAUAAAUCUAUUUUAAAAUAUGGUGGAUUGGUUUCCCUUUUUGCUUCCUCAUUAUUGGGAUUUGCAAUAUUUGGGAUUGUGGGUUUGGCUUCUAAAACUUUAAUGUAAUUUAACGAAGCCUAUAAAGAAGCAAAGAUAGUUGGAAAAUAUUUAGCUUAUUUUCUUGAAUAAAAUUAUUUAGGGACUAAAUCGAUAAAUCUAAUUGGUUUUUCUCUGGGAACGGUAAUAGUAUACUAUUGUUUAAAAUAAUUAAUUAAAUUACAAAAGAAAGAAAAAUAUUAAAUAAUACACAACGUAUUAAUGAUGGGAGGAGUUGCAGAUAAGAAUCUAUUAUCAAAAUUGGAUUACAGAUGUAUUUCUGGGACCUUUCAUAAUGUUUAUGGUGAAUAAGAUAAUGUAUUACAAUAUGCACUUCCUGUGUAUAAUAAAGCAAUCAAACCUUGUGGUAAAUAUUAAAUUGAUGUUAUAUUAGGACUAAAUUCAGUUGAGAGUAUGUAUCCAAAUGUGAAGAAUCACAAUUUUACUUAAAAAGUGACAGGCCAUCUAAAAUAUUAAGGAGAAAUAAUAAAAGAAAUAUUAAAAUUGACUAAUUUUGAUGAUCAAUAUCUAAUAUUUUGA
Messenger RNA from Paramecium octaurelia, 2116 nucleotides. Lineage: Eukaryota; Ciliophora; Oligohymenophorea; Peniculida; Parameciidae. The record is from the annotation of a GenBank genome assembly.